Messenger RNA from Cucurbitaria berberidis CBS 394.84, 1642 nucleotides. Its product is annotated as glycoside hydrolase family 105 protein. The record is from RefSeq and is a predicted model, not a curated record. The transcript is spliced from 3 exons. Gene Ontology annotation, biological process: carbohydrate metabolic process. NCBI's taxonomy places the organism in Eukaryota, Fungi, Ascomycota, Dothideomycetes, Pleosporales, Cucurbitariaceae. Bases 289 to 1452 code for a protein of 387 amino acids.
CACCUGCCAAGAGCCUCACCAUUCUCAUCUCCGGCGGCGGAAAUUUCCACGGAGCGAUGCGUGGGGACCGACUCUGACAUUCUAACGCUUGUGGGGGCCGAGGACAUGGAUUGAUAGUGCAAUAACCGCAGUAACCCCGAUUUGGUAUGAUUGACGAACUGUUAGGCAAAAAAUGGUGCGGCGGCUCGUAAGAGAAGUAUAUACAAUGUAUUUAAGCAGUUAUCCAGCACUCUCUGUCACUCUUGCAUCUGCUACUGAAGGCUUGUCUACAGAACCUCUUCUUCCAUCAUGCAUUUCCCAGCCCUAACCCUGGCACUUCUUACGUGCGCAGGCACAUCAGUCGCAGCGGCGAACACAACAAAGCCAUACUCGACAUGGAUGGCCUCAUCCUUCCUCUCCAAAGGCCAGAAAAUCAACAACCACUAUGUAGCCUCGGUCAUACACGAGGGCAUCCAGAAAGCCGCAACGGCUCAAAAAGACUCUAAACUCCUCGCCUACGCCUCAGACGCCGUGUCUUCCCUUGUCACACCAAAUGGUACCUUGAUAGGCUGGAGGCCGACAUUCUAUACUCUCGACGAUAUCCGGAUCGGCAACAACAUCCUCUACUUCUGGAACUCAGAAGGUCGCAAGGAAAAGAAGUACGAAAUCGCCGCCAAGGGACUACGAGAGCAGUUGAACCGAUGGCCCAGGACUCCCAAGGGAGGCUUCUUCCACCGCGAUCCGAUUUACAAGAACCAGAUGUGGCUUGAUGGCAUCUACAUGGCUGAUACUUUCUACGCCACGUACGUAUCGUACUUUGAGCCCACGAACACGACGGCCUGGAACGAUAUUGCGCUGCAAUUCGACCUCAUUGAGGAACACUGCCGCAACAAGACGUCCAACUUGCUGCAACACGGAUACAGUGAGGAUAAGAAAGCCGUCUGGGCCAACCCAGUAACUGGCGCCUCGCCACACGUCUGGGACCGCGCUGUCGGCUGGUAUUUCGUCGCCUUGGUCGAAGUCCUCGAGGUUUACCCUUCGAACCUACCUGGUCACGCCCGUCUUCUUGAGUACUUGACUACUCUCGCGGACGGAGUGAAGAAGGCGCAAGAUGCCAGCGGUGGAUGGUGGCUGGUUAUGGACGAGCCGUACCCAGGCAUGAAGGGUAACUACAUCGAAUCGAGUGCCACAGCCAUGUUCACGUAUGCGUACUUGAAGGGUAUCAGACUCGGUCUGUUGGACCAGUCUUACACCGCGACUGCUUCAAAGGCGUGGGAUCUGAUGAUCGAUGACUUUGUUCAGCACGAGAAGAACGGCACACUCAGCUGGACCGGAACUGUCGAGGUUGGUAGUCUAGCUGGAAACGCGUCAUACGAUUACUACGUUGGCGUCAAGAAGGCUAUCAAUGAUGGAAAAGGCGCCGGUCCGUUCAUGUAUGCUGCUACGGAGGUGGAACUAGCUCAAGCGUUGUAAUCGAGUUAAACUUGUCGACAGCAUUUGUUAGAGUUUAAUUUUUAUUUCAGUCCCAUUUGUUGGGUGGAGCCGGGAGUGCCUCAGGUUUUGGUCCUAUAAUUGGGAGCAUCUUAGAGACGUACUGUAGACUCUAGGCGAUGCUAUCAAGGAACUGAAAGCCAUUGUAAAUACUACGAGGGUCGCCCGGCUC